Messenger RNA from Saprolegnia diclina VS20, 1771 nucleotides. RefSeq lists its product as hypothetical. The record is from RefSeq and is a predicted model, not a curated record. NCBI's taxonomy places the organism in Eukaryota, Oomycota, Saprolegniomycetes, Saprolegniales, Saprolegniaceae. The coding region runs from base 1 to 1719 and encodes 572 amino acids. The transcript is spliced from 10 exons.
AUGUCGGCCGAGGUCGGCCCCGGCGUCGCGUCGAGCGUCUUCCACGUCAACUUUUGCAGCCACGAGACCCUCUUCCAGGACCAGUACACGCGGUACCAGCGAGCGCGCAAGGUCAAGGUCAUUCGGUGCUUUCCGCACUGCUGUCCAUGCCACGUCGCCAACCGGUACUGCGGCAUGCCCCUGCAGCUGCUCACGACGCUGGCGCCGACGUCAACACUGAGAGCGUAUGCAUCACUGCUCAAGAUUGCUCCUGUCGACCACGAGAACUGGGCGCUGGGCGAAAUGGUGCCGCCCCAAAAUGGCCGCGAAGGCGACGACAGCGAUGGCGCCACGUGGUACCCUGGCGAGCAAGAAGUCCUCGACAACAAUGUACUCGGGAGCUCGUUCAACCAUAGCUUGGUCGAUGGCUGGACAUACGGCUGGAAGAGUGGCCGUAGCCAAAGCAUCCGAGACCGCCUCCACGCCGCCACGGGUUUCUUGUUUGAAGUCGUCGCGUUAGCCAGCGGCAGCUUGGCUUGGCAUCUCAUCGCCAAAGUCACGUCGCCCGGCUUCACGGUGGCCACGUACCGCAACCGCGGUGGUGGCGUGCUAUCCAUGGCAGCUUCGUUGCCGUCGUUGUCGUCCUUGCCGGCGCCGAUUCGGACGAUGGCCAACGACCUCGGACUUCUGAGCUACUUUCUGGCGUCGGUCGAGCCGUCGAACUUAGCGGCCGAGGUUGCGCUAGUUGGCCACCUCGUCGGCGACAUGUCGUCCCCGCCUGCUCCGUUCAACUGCGUGGCCCGCUUGAACGACACGCCGGUCUCGGACGAGCACGCGUUGACAGCCGCACUGCUCGCGCACUUGCUCGAGCCGAAGCAGGUGGCGCAGCUCCGCGCCUUUGUCCAAACGCACAACGUCUGUGUGCUCGCCAAGGCGACGCUGCGUGACGCGUACAACGACUGCGUCCUGCUGUUGCACAACCUCGCAAAUGAUUACUUGGUGCGCGCGUUUGAAACGACGCUGUCGCUUCUCGCGUCGCUCGUGCGCCAAAGACACCCGGCACUAGAGCUGGCCGUGCAGGCGCGAAUCGACGUCGAAGGUCGGUUCGGGUACCGCUCGGUUGUCGCCCUCUUCCGUGAAGUCUCCUUGUGUGCGAUCCACCACCCGGUUGCGCCUACAAGUGCGACGGCAUCGGCGCUCUCGGGCGAGUGGGUUUUUGACGCGGACGCCUCUAGUAUGGACCUUGCGUCAGGGGCGACGUGUUCGCUAUGGGACGCUACGCGCUGGGCGACUUGGCUCUACGGCUGCCGCUUGGACCAUCGCGGGCGCACAUUGCAUGUGGCCUCCAACUGGCAAUUGUAUGCAAGCGAGUCGGUCUUUCUGCUGGACAACACGCCGCGCCUUCUGCGCACGUUCCCAAACGGAGAGUCCACGAUGGGUGGGACAGGCGUGGUCCUCGACGGCGAUUACGUCGGCCACGUCACGAGCGCCGGUGGCAUUUACCUCGAGUGCUACCGGUACCACUUGCUCGCCGCGUGCAGCUCCCGUCUCGAACUGCAGCUCAGCGUGCACCACGGCACCCUCUCGUGCAGCUUCAAGUGGUACUGCAUCGACGGCCGCCUCGACCCGUCGCUCGUCGUCGCUGCCGCCGCCGAACGACGCGCACUUGUUUGGGCGUCGACGUCGGCGCCGGUCGUGGGCUGUGGGCACGCCGCGUUUGUGCGACGUUCCGUGGACUGAGACGAUAAGAUGUCGGUUAUAGCUAUCUCUCAACAAGCACCGCAGUCUCGAU